This is a messenger RNA of Hyalella azteca, 1300 nucleotides long. RefSeq names its product verprolin. The record is from RefSeq and is a predicted model, not a curated record. The annotation marks the transcript as partial. The transcript is spliced from 3 exons. NCBI's taxonomy places the organism in Eukaryota, Metazoa, Arthropoda, Malacostraca, Amphipoda, Hyalellidae.
GUUACACGUCAGUCCACAUUAACAAGUGCUGUGACACUCGAUUCAUACAAAAAUCUUACUAAUACUUAUAGCAGUUGUAUGGUAAUAUGUGCAAACCUGUACGGACUAUAACCAUGAGGGCGGUUCUGCCCGUUUUUAUGGCAUUAAUCGCGCUAAACAAAGUAUCGACUGAAACUAUUGGCAGUAUAGCGACGAUCAAUACCUAUGACGGCAAACAAUUGGGGCCCUACAUUGUGAAAGAAAUUCACUCUCAUUCAGAUCCCGAAGCGCACGCAUUAGUGGAAGAGGGAAGUGGCGACAUAAAUUCCGCUGACGACGACACUGAGGGAGGUGACGAUGACCCUUCUAACGGACUUCCGGUACGUCAAGCACAAAAUGAACUAGCAGUUCCAGCUCAAUCUACACCAACGCCUGUGGUGACUCAAUCGAAACCGGAAGCCUCAUCAAAACCUCUAGUGACUCAACCUGAACCAACACCAUCAUCUAGAGUUCCACAACCAGAACCAACACCAUCACCUGGAGUUCCACAACCAGAACCAACACCAGCACCUGGAGUUCCACAACCAGAACCAACACCAGCACCUGGAGUUCCACAACCAGAACCAACACCAGCACCUGAAGUUCCACAACCAGAACCAACACCCGCACCUUCAGUCUCUCAACCACAAGCGACACCAGAAUUUACCAAGCCAAGCCAACCGUCAACCCCCGACGGACCGACAACGGUAGAAGUUUCUCCGUGCUACACGAGCUGCAGGGCGCUGGUACCGCAAGUGUCGCUCACGCUCAUCCCAGACAAGAACUUGGUAAAAAAAGGAUCCACAAUAGCGUUUACUUGCAGAUUAAAUGGCAUCACGGAAAAUGGAACUUCUCAAUUCCUCCAAGACACCUCACUUCACUGGGAAUAUGAAGGCGGUGAUCCACCGCAGAGCUGGUGUGCUCUAGACGACCAGCCAUACAGGACCAAGUGUGAGAACUUCAACGAGAUCAGGCAGUUCACGGAGCGCAACGCAAGCUUCUUGAGCUCCCAUAUCGUCGUCACUGACAUCGACGUACACAACUUCGGAUACUUCAAAUGCCAAGUUCGCGUGGAAUGCUGCUCCAGCAUCCUGCAGCAUGAACUAUCUCGCUACGUGACUGUGUGGGAGGCCGAUUAUUCGGUUUACAUCAUAGUUAUGUGUGGCGUGAUAGCCAUGCUGUCGCUCACCAUCAUCGCCUGGCUCGUCUACAGGAAACACGUCGACAGGACACGAAUGCGGGCUUACAAACAGGUACAAAUAAUAUGCUUGCCAAACCCUCG